This is a messenger RNA of Striga asiatica, 417 nucleotides long. The record is from the annotation of a GenBank genome assembly. Lineage: Eukaryota; Viridiplantae; Streptophyta; Magnoliopsida; Lamiales; Orobanchaceae.
AACCUCGACAAUCACGACCCACAACACAUCCCUUUCUUUUCCGGGAUCACCUGGCCCGGCCCAGGAACAACAAUCUUCUUGCCCGACAAAGACACGGUAUCACCAUUCCCUCGAUCCUCACCAGCCGCAAGGUUCUUCCUGUUCACAAUGUUGAAAAUCUCGGUCAAAACGGUCAAGAAUGCCUCCUCCACGUUGGUUGCUUCGAGAGCCGAGGUUUCUAGAAAGAAGAGCCCUUCAUUUUGGGCAAAUUCCUUGGCAUCUUCAGUGGGGACUGCUCUCUGGUCCUCCAGAUCGCAUUUGUUCCCGACUAGGAUAAUUACAAUGUUCUUGUCCGCGUGGGAACGCAACUCUUCCAGCCAGCGAGGGAUGUGGUCAAAGCUACAUCCGUACCUUUCUUGUCCGGCGGUGUCCCAGAUC